UUGAACUUUGUUCUCUCAUCGCUAUGUUCAAGUCGGAAAAUGUGUGAUGGUGAAGUAUUUUACCACAUUGCAGAUAAAAACGGUUCCGGAAGAUUACGAAAACUACAAAAGAUAUUGUAAUAUACGAUGAAUUCUUUAAUUCACACAAAAACAAUGAUGUUCAGUCAUAGGACUGCACUUCGCCAGUAUUGCUGCUUGAAAUUUUGGUACAAUACCAAUCAAAAAAAUGGUAGCUUGGCAUUUAUCUAUAUGGGACAAAAUGAUCCUAGAAAUGAUAGGCUAUUAUUGCACUCUAGAAUAACAGAGACCUACAAAAACAAUAAUUUACCACCUUACAUACAGUUCCGUACAUUUUACGUAACACCAUCAUGGAAUGGUCAAGAAUCAUCAUCCAAAGUGGAAGACACUGUAAAAAAUAUUAAGGAACAAAAAGAGCUUAAAGCUAAAGGACAGGCAUCUGUUACACAGAGUACAGAGAAAGCAGUAAUAGAAAAGAAGCCAUCGAUGUGGCAGAGGGUCAAAGCAGAAGUUUUACAUUAUUAUCAUGGAUUCAGACUAUUAGGUCUUGACAUGAAAAUUUCAGCAAAAUUGUUAUGGAGAAUAUUAAAAGGCAAAGAACUUAGUAGGAGAGAACAUAGACUUCUUAUCAAAACAACUGGAGAUAUGUUCAGACUUAUUCCCUUUUCUGUUUUUAUCAUUGUACCCUUCAUGGAAUUUCUGCUCCCAAUUUUUAUCAAGUUUUUCCCUGGUAUGCUACCAUCUACCUUCCAGACAGCAACAGACAAAGAGGACAAGCUAAAACAAGCAUUGAAGGUUAAAAUUGAGAUGGCAAAAUUUCUGCAAAAGACAUUGGACGACAUGGCAGUACAGUCAUCUGACUGUAAAUCAAAGAAAGCCAAAGAAUUUGCGGAAUUUUUUUAUAAAGUUCGAUCUUCUGGUGCCUCAGCCACCAACGAAGAAAUCAUGCAGUUUAGCAAACUUUUCGAAGAUGAAAUCACAUUAGACUCUCUUACUCGACCACAGUUAGUCGCACUAUGUAGGGUACUGGAUGUACAAACACUUGGAACGUCUAACUUUUUACGAUUUUUACUUAGAAUGAGACUUAGGAGUCUCACAGCAGAUGAUCAACUAAUUGAAAAGGAAGGUAUAGAUUCACUUACUAGAAGUGAAUUACAACAAGCCUGUAGAGCUCGCGGAAUGCGAGCAUAUGGAUUACCGGAUAGUAAAUUAAAGGAACAAUUAUCUCUGUGGCUAGACUUAAGUUUAAACAAGAAAGUUCCACCCACAUUGUUGCUCCUUUCGCGAGCGCUCAUGAUUCCAGAGACAGUACCCAUGUCCGACAAAUUGAAAGCUACCAUCUCUGCCCUUCCCGACACUGUCGUUGCACGUACUCAAGGUGCGAUAGGGGAGAAAGAGGGUAAAAUGGACCACAAGACGAAUAUCGAAAUUAUUAAAAUGGAGGAGAGGAAAAUCGAGGAAGAACGACAGGAGAAAGAGCCGCAAAUCUCUCUUUCCUCCCAAGGUCAGAAAUAUGAUGAAAUUACGAAUUCAGAUGUAAAAGUGUUAGAGCAGGCAUUGGAUAGUCUUGGAAAGGAUAAGAAAAUGUCUGUUGAGAAAGAAGAAUUGAAAGAACUCAAAGAAGAAAUGGCCGAGUAUCAGGAAGAUCUUAAAGAGCUCGAUGAAAUUAAAGCUGCUGCUAAAGGUCAAAAAGAUAUAGAGAAUAUUAAAGUAUCCAAAGGUGCUACGCGAUUGUUUAACAAAGUAAACAAAAUGAUAAACAAAAUGGAUGCUGUCUUGGCGCAACUUGAAUGCGAGAAGCAAAUGAAAGAGUCGCAAAAGACGGAUAGCGUUAAAGAAACUGCAAGCUCGGAAACUGCGGCAGAAUUAGUUAAGAUAGAAGAAUUAAUAUCAGCCAUUAAAAAAAUUCAAAAUGUACCUGAUCAACAUCGAUUGCAACGCAUAGCUGAAAUUCUGGCGAAAAUCGACAACGACAGAGAUGGAUCUAUAAAAAUCGAAGAUGUCUUAAAGGUGUUGGAAUUAAUUGGUAAAGAAGACAUAAAACUAAGCAAGAAACAAGUAGAUGAGUUGCUUGACUUAAUUAAUAAGGAAGUAAUUUUGGAAGAAAAAUCACAAAAGGAAGCAUGUGAAAAUCUGAAAGAUGGAAAUUGUACAGAAACAAAAUAUGUAUCACCUAAAUCAUCAGUUCCUGCUACACCGGUGACGACGGAAAAAUGCUAUGGUAAAGAAGAAUUAGAGGAAGAUGUUGAAGACACAAAAAAGUGUUAUGAUGCACACUCGGAAAAAGAAUCCGAACAAGAACAAAAGAAAUCAGCUGCAGUCCUUAAAAGUAACCCCAGUUCUAACUCUGUCAGAAAUCCCCCGAUAGCAGCGGGCGUUCCGUCAUCGACGAAAAAGGCAGAAGGUUCGAACCAGCUAUGAUUCCCGCACAAAAAAGAAUAUUCUUAAUGUAAUUGUCAAUACAAGAUUUUUACUGGGUACUGAUCUAGACAAAUAUUACGUUUUUAUCGCUAGAGAAUAUGUUUCUACCUCUAUGAUAACAUGAUAUUAUUGUAAACUUAUUUCUCUUUUUUUGCAAAGAAUUCGUAUAAGCAAAAGAUAUUUCGAUAAUUAUAAUAGUUUUACGUACAUAGUAAGGUACUUUACAAUAAAUGCCGCUGUUGCAUACAUAACUUUAGCCAUUCGAUUAAAGACGUGAAAAAUGUUAAUAUAAUUUUUGUAUUUAUGACAAACAGAUUCUGAAUUUUGAAGACUGUGAUGCAUUUAAUGGCAUCGAUGUAUUAUUUGUUCUAUGAAUGGCAAGGCAAUAUGUGCUGGACACAAAAAAGUAACAAUAUUUUGCUUGUAAAUCUUCAAUUAAUGUAAAAACGUCUUUUUUAAAUUGUACGUGACAAUAUUAUCGCUACUAAUAUUGAUGAUUAGUAGUCAAACAUAACAAAAAUGUUUUGAUUUCAAUGAAACCUAAUUCCAAAAUAUUGUAAUACAAUAAGGGAUCAUUCCAUCUAUUCAAGUAUUGAUUGCUAUUACGGGAUUGUAGCACAUCACUUACCUUUCACUUUAUAGCAGAAAACAUGCACCUCUGUGACUAAAGCUAAAACAAUUGACAAAUGUACAUUUAUAAAUAAUGUAAUUAAUUGGAACUAUAUAACAAAAAAA
Messenger RNA from Ceratina calcarata, 3174 nucleotides. It is a transcript of the gene Letm1, whose product is annotated as Leucine zipper and EF-hand containing transmembrane protein 1. Gene Ontology annotation, cellular component: mitochondrial inner membrane. Gene Ontology annotation, molecular function: calcium ion binding; ribosome binding. The coding region runs from base 127 to 2439 and encodes 770 amino acids. NCBI's taxonomy places the organism in Eukaryota, Metazoa, Arthropoda, Insecta, Hymenoptera, Apidae. The record is from RefSeq and is a predicted model, not a curated record. The transcript is spliced from 7 exons. Gene Ontology annotation, biological process: intracellular monoatomic cation homeostasis.